Syzygium oleosum is the source of this 1023-nucleotide messenger RNA. RefSeq names its product putative transcription factor bHLH086. Gene Ontology annotation, molecular function: RNA polymerase II cis-regulatory region sequence-specific DNA binding; DNA-binding transcription factor activity, RNA polymerase II-specific; protein dimerization activity. The transcript has 5 exons. Gene Ontology annotation, biological process: regulation of transcription by RNA polymerase II. NCBI's taxonomy places the organism in Eukaryota, Viridiplantae, Streptophyta, Magnoliopsida, Myrtales, Myrtaceae. The record is from RefSeq and is a predicted model, not a curated record. Gene Ontology annotation, cellular component: nucleus. The coding region runs from base 1 to 1023 and encodes 340 amino acids.
AUGGACCUCAUCGAUUCGCGCCUUGGAUUGCUGCAACCUCUGAACUCGUACAGCGAGGACGGCAACGACAAAGAGACUCCGCCACAACUCUCAGAUCUCUCUUCACAGGGCUCUUAUGGAUAUGAUGAGUACCAAAAGUUAGGGUUUGAGGAAGAAGACAACUUGGAGAAGACCACCACUCUAAUGUCCAAGAACUUCCCUCCUGGGAUUUGUGGUCCGUCAAAAGAUGCCCUCAAGUUUCGAGCGAUGAACAAUAGACCUGAAGGUGUUCAUCAUCAGCCUCUCAUAAAUUUCAAGAGCAAUAGUGGCUAUGAAAAUUUCAGGCAAGCCAGUGGGUCUUUACUCAGCUUCCAACAGAGCCAAACGGAUGACCUAAAGAACAGUGACUGCUUUGGGUGGAAAGAUGAUGGCAUCAUGAGCAAUUACAACUAUCACUACUUGAAGCAGAUCGAUCCAAAGAGCAGCUCAGACCACCCGCGGAUCGUAGAGGAUAUGAACUGCUAUCAGUCCGCUAGCACUUAUGUCUCCGUGGUUCAUAACGCAGUUGUGAAGCACGGAAACAGUUCAAGUAAUUGGCUGUACUCGGAAGCGACGGCUGUCGCAGAUAGCAUCCAGGAAUCCGGAGCGCAAGAAGCAGGAUUUCACAAGCGUGCUUACAUGGGAGAGAGUCCGCAAGCCUCAAAGAAGCAAUGCACGAGCGCCUCCAAGAGCUCAUCAAAAUCCAAGACGCCUUCAUCACCAAAAGAUCCGCAGAGUGUUGCCGCAAAGAACCGGCGAGAAAGGAUCAGUGAGCGACUCAAGAUACUGCAGGAUUUGGUUCCAAAUGGUAAUAAGGUUGACCUGGUAACCAUGUUAGAGAAAGCUAUCGGUUAUGUCAAGUUUCUCCAGUUGCAAGUGAAGGUGUUGGCAACAGAUGAAUUUUGGCCAGCGCAAGGUGGGAAGGCUCCUGAUAUUUCCCAAGUGAAGGAAGCCAUUGAUGCCAUCCUAUCCUCUCAGAGAGACAGAAGCUCAAGCUCCAAGUGA